Diuraphis noxia (Russian wheat aphid) is the source of this 2160-nucleotide messenger RNA. Its product is annotated as WD and tetratricopeptide repeats protein 1-like. Gene Ontology annotation, biological process: negative regulation of fatty acid biosynthetic process. The record is from RefSeq and is a predicted model, not a curated record. Gene Ontology annotation, molecular function: protein binding. Gene Ontology annotation, cellular component: cytoplasm; Cul4-RING E3 ubiquitin ligase complex. Lineage: Eukaryota; Metazoa; Arthropoda; Insecta; Hemiptera; Aphididae.
AUGCAGGAUCACAUUCGCACAAAGUAUGCAUUAAAAAGUAACUUGAAUUACAAAUGUAUUUCAAAACUUGGACUACUUACUCAAUUAGAAGGACAUCAAGGAUGUGUUAAUUGCCUCCAAUGGAAUGAAAAUGGAAGCACUUUAGCAUCAGCAUCUGAUGACUAUCAAGUAAUAUUAUGGGAUCCAUUUUUACAGAAAGUUAAAACUACUAUUAAAACUUUACACCGUGGCAACAUAUUUUCUGUCAAGUUUAUACCUAAUUCUAACGAUSAUAUAGUUGCAACUGGAGCUGGUGAUUGGAGUUCACAUACAUAUAAUGUAACAACAGGUAAACAAUUAACCAGUUGCAUUUGUUCUCAAGGACGAAUCAAACGUUUAGCUGUAGCAAAUGAUGCGCCUAGUGUUUAUUGGUGUGCCUCAGAGGAUGGAUGCAUUAGUCAACAUGAUAUGAGAAUUAGCCAUGAAUGUCCUCACGGUAAAUCUAAAACUACUUUGGUCACUGUAUAUGGUGAUUUGGGAAAAAAGAUAGAAGCUAAAUGUCUAGAUAUUAACCAACUUAGAACUGAGCAGCUUGCAGUUGGUGCUAAUGAUCAAUAUGUGAGAUUGUAUGACCGCAGAAUGAUUCAAUCGCUGUCAUCAUUUGCCUUGAAAUAUCCAUAUCCUAAAAAAUAUGUCUCCGAGUAUAAUGCUGCUUUAAAUGAUGCUAACARUGCACUUCAAUAUUUUGUACCGGGUCACAUCCAUUUGAAUGACAAUGAUCCAAUACCCAGAAGACAAAAAAGUUAUGUUAUUACUUAUUUGACUUUUAGUCCUGAUGGACAAGAGUUGUUGGUUAAUUAUGGUGGGGAAUAUGUAUAUUUAUAUAACUUAGCAAAUCGAGCUGAUAAUGCAUUUUUCAAUAUUCCCAAAGUUUUGAAAGUUCCUCGAGAAAACGGGGAAGGUUCUUCUACAGAUUUAAUAGAUGAUCCUGUUCCUGUUCCUCAUUUGACACUACCAGAUAAAGUAGUUCAAUUAAAAUUAAAGGCAAAUUAUUUAUUUGAAAAAGAAGAUUAUACUGCUGCUAUUAACCUUUAUAAUGAAGCUAUAAGUAUUCAUAAAUGCAGUGUACUGUUUUCGAAUAGAGCUGCAGCCUAUAUUAAAAGAAAGUGGCAUGGAGACUUCUACGCAGCUCUCAAGGACUGUGUUGAUGCAUUAAAACUGGAACCUAACCAUAUGAAAGCACAUUUCCGGUUGGCAGUAUGUCUGUACGAAUUGGAUAAGUUAAAAGAUUCUAAAAUGUAUUUAGAUCAGUUUACAAUGAAGUACCCUUCAUAUAAAACUAGUGCCGCAUACAAAUGUCUUCAYAGUGAUUUGUUAAAUGCACAAUCUAAUAAAGAUAAAUCUGAUGGAAAAAAACCCCGUGAUAUGUUUGAUUCUAUAUCAAAUGUUCCAGAUGCAUCACAUAUUGAACAAGCCCAAAAGAUAAAUAUUGAGAAAUAUUUUCGUAAUCAGGCUAAAGAUUACGAUCGCAGAUAUUGUGGUCAUUGUAAUACAUCUACUGACAUCAAAGAAGCCAACUUUUUUGGAAGCCAUAAUCAAUUCAUAGUAGCUGGUUCUGACGAUGGUUUAUUUUUUAUAUGGGAAAAAAAUACAGAGAAUAAUUUGCUCAUACUGAAAGGGGAUAGUUCAAUCGUAAAUUGUAUACAACCACAUCCUUCAGAAUUUUURUUGGCAACCAGUGGCAUUGAUAAUGAAGUCAAAUUAUGGAGUCCAUUGCCAGAUGAUGUGGAUAAUACAUGUAUAAUAAAACAAUAUAGCACAACAGCUAUGUUAAACCAAAGACGUAUGAUGGCUGAUCCGUUUGAAGUAAUAUUGCGUAAUAUGAGAAGAACUGCGCAAUAUGGACCUGACAGUAUUGACUUGGCCACUAUACGUGAUCAAUAUGGAAUAGAUCCGUUAUCUGAUGAGUUUAAUGAUUGCCGAAUGAGUUGAUAGAAACACAAUUUAUUUACUUUUUUUUAUUAAUAUAAAAUAUAAAUAAAUAGUAUCAACUGUAUAUAUUUUUUUUAUGUUACUUUAUCGACAAGGAUUGUCUGUUUUGCAAUGUCCAACUUUAAUUCAAUUUCAUUUACUUCUGGUAAACUCAUAUCACCAAUCUGAAAUAAAAUAUAUAUAAUACAU